CGGGUUCGGACUCUUUCCAACAGCUUUCAUCCGGAGCAUCUGUCAUUACAUCAAAAAUCAACUUUCUUUCCUCUACAAACGAUCAAAUUCACUUAGUAGAAUCAGUAUGUAAAUAAAUUAAAAAAAUCAUAGGCAUUGUGAUCUGUAGUGGCUUUUUUUUGUUAGUUUUAUAUUGAUAUGACAAAAUGCUUCCCGCGGCCGGAUUGUUUCGCUCGGUUAAUUGUCCUUUCUUCGAAAAGGAUCUAUGCACCAGACCUUACUGUCACUUCAGGCAUAUAAAACCAGAAAUACCAGCAACUGCAACGUACAGUGCAACACCUAAAAGCAUAUUGAACAAAACCAAUUCUAACUUAGCUACAGUUUCUGAUGGACCACUCAAGAAAAAGCCAAAACUUGAAUACAUCCCAAUGCCUACAAUAAUAGCCCCUAAAUACAUACCUAGUGUGAAAUUAACAACUAGCUGUACAGAGCAAAAAUUAGGCGAUUCUGCACUGGUCGAGGAAAAGAAUUCCAAAGACACUAAUAUAGAGAAUGAAUACUAUAAGUCUCCGGAAGAAACAACAGCAAUCAAAGAGGAAAAGGUGAUAACCUGUAAUGGACAUGAUGAUAAAAAUCUAAAGAACUCUGAAGAUAUUUGCCCGAAGACAAAAAUUGGAAUUGAUAAAUCAGAAAAAACGGUAGUAAUUAAUGAGGUUACAAAAUCAUCAGAUUACAGUAAAAAAGAAAAAGAAAUUUCCUCACGGAAAUCUAGUAGCAGCCGAAGCUCGCAUAAGAGUAGUAAAGAAGUUAAAGAUCAUCGAAAUAAUAGCAAUAGUAGCAAGGAGUUGGACCGGAAGAAGACAUCAAGUUCAACAAGCGAACGAAAACAUUCAUCGUCCUCACACAAAGAAGACAGGCAUAGAACAAAAUGCGAAAAGAGAAGAGAUUACUCGAAAGAUCGAAUAAAAUCUAAGCCAAAGGAAGAUUCACAUAGUAAGGAGAAAAUUUCUGUAAAAGAAAAAGAUCGCAGCAAAUCAACGGACAAAGAUCGUCAUCGAUCAUCUCACAGCUCUAGCAAAAAUUCUUCAAAAAGUAUUAGUAGUUCUAAGAGUUCAUCAUCAUCAUCAUCAUUAUCAUUAUCUAAAAAGAAUGAUCACAGUAAACUACAACAAAUUGCGGUUCAAUCGUGUUCGUUCAAACCAAAGGUGGAAUUGGCAGAAGAAAUUUACAGGGAACUACUCGAUAAUCCACCUAGCGAUAUAGACAUCGAAAGCGACGAAGACGAAGUUAUGAAGCAAUGCAAACUGAUUUUCGAAGAAUAUGACGCCUCUUCAUCUUUGGAGCCGCCGACUCGAGAAAAGUCGGACACAAAAGAUGACGGUAAUUCAACGGAACUAAUUGACAUGUUUGCCGACAAGUACUAUGACGAAAAUCGUAAGAAACGUGUCGCACAUGAAAAUGUUACAGCAUCUAAACCGGUUAACAAAGCGCCACCUCCAACCAAAAAAACCAAUCAUGUACAAAAUGCGAUGAGGUCUGUUUAUCACCGACAAGAAAUUGUACGCAAACAACAGGAAGAACUGGCUGCCAAAAGACGUCUGGAGGAAGAAUCCAAGAAACGCAUUGAAGAGGAAACGCUCAAAGCGAUGAAUAAAGCAGUCACACCCAGGCUGAGUAAUGGAUCUCCGCGAUCACCAGUUCUUAGCCCCACUUCGGUAAAUGUUUCCCCAGCCGUGGAAAAAUCGCCAGUUUCUCCAAUUAGUGCUAGUAGUUUUUACAACAAGUCUCCCGAUACGAUCAUAUCUACUCCCAGAAGUCGAUUCACUCCUCCCGCGAAUGUAUUAGCUUUUCAAAAAGCAAAGGAAAGAAUUGAACAUCUGAAGAAAAUGAGAGCAGUGAAUACUCCAGCUCAAACAGCACCCAAAGGAACAGCACGAAUGGCCCAUAUGGGUACUGCUUCAGCUGAAGCUUCUUCGUCCAGUCCAACUACUCCUGCCACACCAUCAAAGCCAGCACCGCCAGUGUUGGAGCCAGAGUCUACUAAAAUUUCGUACAAUAUUCGAAUGCAAUUUUACAAUCUAAUGAUAAAGCAAUGUCUUUGCAUCUAUGCAACGUGUGAAGACGCAUGGGAUCGAGCACAAACUGAGGAAUUGGCGGUGUUUAAAAAGUGCAACACUGCUGUUAUUUAUAAAAGUAGUGCGCUACUAACGAUCAAUAAAUUGCGGAAGGAAGCUGGCGAUGCAGGAAACGUUUCAGCAAAUAAGAACAAAACUAUUUCCCAUGAUGUCAUCUUGGCUGGAAAAAUGGGUCAGAACAUUUCAUGGAGUGUCAAUAAAAAACUGAAAACGGAAGUGAAAUCUACCUAUAAUAUCGAUACGGCUCCCUCUACGGUAGUGUACAAAAUGAUAUACGAAUGUAUUCUGACGGAGGAACAGCUCCAAACGAACGGAUUUCCUCGUGCGACCGACAUUCUCGGUAAAGCUAAAAUGUAUACUCCGAAACCAUCUCGGCCUCCCGACGAAACCGAAAGGUAUUGUUCUCGGUGCUCGAAGGUGUACAAUAUGGACUCAUACGACGAACCGGCUGUCGACUCCUGCAACUAUCACAAUAAGAGUACAUGCUAUCGGCGCGGCUUCGCGGACAAUAUGCAUAGCUGUUGCCAGCAACCGGCUGGAUCACCCGGGUGUAUGUACGCUAAUUAUCACGUUACCAGCUACUUAGAUUAUGACAAUCUCACCGGGUUCGUGAAGACAAUGGAUCCACCCGAAGGGUAUGUCCCCUCCAAAAAAGAUAUUUUUGCGCUGGAUUGUGAGAUGUGUUAUACUACCGUUGGCCUAGAGUUAACUCGUGUGACCGUAGUUGAUAUUAACGAAAAAACUGUUUACGAUACUUUGGUGAAGCCGGCGAAUAAAGUAGUUGAUUACAACACCAGGUUCUCCGGAAUAACAGAACAGAUGCUUAACGACACCACCACGAACCUACACAACGUGCAGGCCGUUCUUUUGUCAAUGUUCAAUUCAGAAUCUAUUCUCGUUGGUCACAGUUUGGAGAGUGACUUCAAGGCACUGAAAUUGAUUCAUGACGUCGUGGUUGAUACAUCAGUAUUGUAUCCUCACAAAAUGGGACCACCGAAAAAACGAGCUUUAAAAACACUUUGCAUCGAAAAUCUGAAGAAAAUUAUUCAGGAAAAUGAUGCGGGACACGACAGCGCUGAAGAUUCGGUUGUGUGUAUUCAACUGAUCAAACAUUAUUUAAGGAAUCGCAUUCUAUGAUUACAGCAUUGGUGCACGUUAAUAAUUUAAAAAAUCAAACUACUAUAAGGAUAUACUUACCUUAUGUUACUAUAAUCAUUUAUUAUUUAUUUAUUAUUUUCAUUACAUCGUUCACACAACUUUACGCUAGAUAAUUCAUAGUGAUUUUUUUAUGUUCGAAAAACGUUUUUUUAUUCACCGGAACAAAUAUUUUAAGCUGGACUCGAGAAAACUAGUUGACCUUUGUAAUGCACAUUAUUUAAUACAACAGAAAUAUCUUAAAACGUA
Malaya genurostris is the source of this 3518-nucleotide messenger RNA. Its product is annotated as RNA exonuclease 1 homolog. The transcript is spliced from 8 exons. Bases 186 to 3251 code for a protein of 1021 amino acids. The record is from RefSeq and is a predicted model, not a curated record. Gene Ontology annotation, molecular function: metal ion binding; exonuclease activity; nucleic acid binding. Lineage: Eukaryota; Metazoa; Arthropoda; Insecta; Diptera; Culicidae. Gene Ontology annotation, cellular component: nucleus.